Molecule: messenger RNA, 520 nt
Organism: Hordeum vulgare subsp. vulgare (domesticated barley)
Lineage: Eukaryota; Viridiplantae; Streptophyta; Magnoliopsida; Poales; Poaceae
Product: auxin-responsive protein SAUR36-like
Exons: 1
Coding region: 1-411 (136 amino acids)
Biological process (GO): response to auxin
Source: RefSeq, a predicted model, not a curated record
AUGAUCCAUCCAAAGAAGCUUGCUCAGCUGGCCAAGAAGUGGCAGAGGAAGGUCGCGGCUGGGGCUGGUGGCCAGCAAGCCGACGAGUGCUGCAGCACAGUUGCUGACAAGGGCCAUUGCGUGGUGUACUCCGCCGAUGGGGCGCGGUUCGAGGUCCCGCUGGCGUACCUCGGCACGACAGUCUUCGUCGAACUCCUGAGGAUGGCUGAGGAGGAGUUUGGCUUCGCGAGCAGCGAGGGAGGCAGGAUCAUGCUGCCCUGCGAUGCCACGGUUAUAGAGUAUGUCUUGUGCCUAGUCAGAAGAGACGCCUCCGAGGAGGUCGAGAGAGCGUUCUUGAGUUCCAUUGCUGGGCAUUGCCAUGGCCAAGAUGCAUCGAUGGGACUCACCCAUCAAUUUGCUCUUUGUACGUAGCUAAGCUACUGAAAAUCUGUUUUUUUUUGCCUAAUCGGUAGAAGUUUGUACAGCCCGAUGUAAGAUUCUAUAUCAUAGGAAAUGAUAUAAAAUGAAAGAAAUCUGCUAA